This is a messenger RNA of Paramuricea clavata, 3489 nucleotides long. The record is from the annotation of a GenBank genome assembly. NCBI's taxonomy places the organism in Eukaryota, Metazoa, Cnidaria, Anthozoa, Malacalcyonacea, Plexauridae.
AUGCUACACUUUGCUGGCCCAGAAGUCGACGAAAUUUUUGACACGCUUGAAGACCCCGAAGGCGAAGCCGACACAGACUAUGAAGCUGCCGUAGGAAAACUCACCAAAUACUUCGCUCCACAAACGAAUAUCGCGUACGAAGUCUAUAAUUUUAGACAAGCAAGACAAAAUCAAGGAGAAUCACUCGAUAGUUAUCACGUUAGACUUCGUCAACUCGCUAAGACUUGCGAUUUUACGGACAUAGACAAAGAGAUGAAAGAACACAUUAUUCUUAGCUGCACUUCGAACACGCUGCGUAGGCGAGCACUUCAGGAUGAAUACAGCUUGGACAAGUUAUUAAAAGUUGGAAGAUCGUUAGAAAUCAGCGAAAGUCAAGCAAGACAUCUCGAAGGAAGAGAUCAAGCAAUAAAUUCGGUGCGUGGCAGAAACAGAAGCUAUCAAAUGAGACGAAAUUAUUCAUCGCGUGAGGAUAAACCACCCACUCAUUUUAGCAAAAAGAAUAUUCAUACUUCUAAACAAAGUAAAGAGCCACAUCAAACCUGUAGAAAUUGCGGUGGACAUUUUCCCCAUAAACAAGUUUGUCCAGCGAAGGAUAAAGAUUGUAGAGCAUGCGGAAAACGUGGACAUUUUGCACGCGUAUGUCGUACGAAUCCACCGAAGUCGAAACCUGUGAAUGCUGUCGCACAAUCCCUUGAUAAAAACCGACCAAACGAUGACGAAGCUGACGAGUACGAAUAUGUCUACACGGUUAACAAGUCACCAAAUGGCCCACCUAUCUGUCUAAUUGAAAUAGAAGGACAACGACUCAACAUAAUGAUCGAUACUGGAGCAUCGGUCAACCUGAUAGAUGAAACAACCUACAGGAAAAUAAAUCGACAUGGAGAACGAAGAUUGGAAAAGGCAGAGCGCCACAUCUACUCCUAUGGUUCGUCAGUACCCCUACCAGUACUCGGGACGUUUAUCGCUACGAUCAAAACACCAGAUAUGUCAACAGUUGCCAAGCUACAUGUCGUUAAAGGAAGUUUUGGAAAUCUACUUAGCUUUGUCACAGCCAAGAAAUUGAAUCUCUUUCAAGUAUCUGUGAAUGCAGUCGAUGUUCCAUACCCUGAAUGUCUACGACAAGACUACAAGUGUUUGUUUGGAGGAAUUGGGAAAGUAAAAGGACGGUUGAUUAAAUUGCAUAUAGAUCCCCAAGUGAAACCGAAACAACAACCUCAUCGUAGAAUACCUUUCCACGUACGAAAAGAUGUAGAGAAAGAACUUGAACGGUUAGAGAAGUUAGAUAUAAUAGAGAAAGUGGAUGGUCCCACUCCCUGGGUAAGUCCUAUCGUGGUCGUGCCAAAAGAUUCGGGAGAAGUGAGAAUUUGCGUUGAUAUGCGUGAAGCUAAUCAGGCGGUGAAAAGAGAGAAGCAUCUGAUGCCUACUGUGGACGAUCUCAUCACUGAUCUUAAUGGUGCUACGGUAUUUAGUAAGCUGGAUCUCUCGUCUGGAUAUCAUCAAUUUGAAUUAUCUCCGGAAAGUCGGAACAUUACCACUUUUUCCACCCACGUUGGGCUUAGAAGAUAUAAUCGUCUUUUAUUUGGAAUUAAUGCAGCAGCUGAAAUAUUUCAGAACGCUAUCGAAGAAAUCCUAGCCGGCUUACCAGGAUGCAAGAAUAUAUCAGAUGACAUUAUUGUCUUUGGUAGAGGUCAGAAAGAGCACGAUACAAACCUACGUGGAGUUCUCGAAAGAUUGAAGCAGUAUAACAUUCGUCUAAAAGAAGAAAAAUGUUCAUUCUCACAGUCGACGAUUAUGUUCUAUGGUCAUAUCUUCUCCGCGGAGGGAAUUAAACCAGAUCCCAAGAAGAUCGAUGCCAUCAAAGCUAUGAAUCCACCUGAGUGUUCAAGUGAAGUGAAGUCACUCCUAGGAAUGGCGCAGUAUGUGUCCAGAUUUAUCCCCGAUUAUGCCAAGAUAACAGCCCCACUACGAAGCCUCACUAAGCAAGGUGUUGACUGGAAAUGGACCGAGGAAGAACAGACGGCUCUCGACAAUUUGAAAGAAGCGCUUGCUGGAGAUAAAGUGAUGACGUAUUUUGAUCCAAGAAAGAAGACGGAAAUCGUUGUUGAUGCAAGCCCAGUAGGACUUGGUGGUCUACUGAUGCAAGAAGGAAACGUUGUUAGCUACGCAAGCCGCACUCUUAGUGAAGUCGAAGCAAGAUAUUCUCAAACAGAAAGAGAGAUGCUAGCUGUAGUUUGGGCUGCUGAACAUUUCCACCUAUACGUUUACGGUUCAAAGUUCCACAUCAUCACCGAUCACAAACCCUUACUUGGUAUUUUCAAGAGCAGUAAAUCCACAUCGACCCGCAUCGAUCGAUGGAAGUUGAGACUUAUGCCUUAUGAUUGUCAGUUGUUCUACCGGCCUGGAAGAAACGAAGAAAAUCUAGCGGAUUUUAUAAGUCGUCACCCGAAUGCCUCGGAAGUCCAAGAGCAGAACGUAGCAGAGGCAUACACCAACUAUGUUUGUAUCAAUGCAGUUCCAAAAGCCAUGACUAUCGACGAUGUAGAAGUUGAAACUCAGAAAGAUCCAACAAUGCAAGCCGUGAUAAAGGCAAUUGAAACCGAUAACUGGUCAACCCCCGAAGUUCAGGAGUACACGAAGAUCAAACAAGAAUUAACAGUUCAUAAAGGUACAAUCCUGAGGGGAAAUCGCCUUGUGAUACCACCAACGCUGAGAAAUAAAGCUGUGGAUCUAGCACACAUUGGGCAUCAAGGUGUCGUGAAAACAAAAAGAUUGUUAAGGGAGAAAGUCUGGUUUCCUGGCAUAGACAAGCUUACAGAAGAGAAGAUAAGAAAUUGUCAUCCUUGCCAAGUUUCAACGCCCGAAAGCUCAAAACGCUCAGAACCUCUGAAGAUGACCCCAUUGCCCAGUGGUCUUUGGAAAGAAGUGUGCAUCGAUUUUGCCGGACCUUAUCCUUCGGGUGAAUAUAUCAUGGUGGUUAUCGACGAAUACAGUCGUUUUCCAGAGGUUGAAAUCUUGACUUCCACAUCAGCUAGAGCAGUGAUACCGAAGUUGGACGCAAUCUUUUCCAGACAAGGAAUUCCUGAUGUCUUAAAAAGCGACAAUGGUCCUCCGUUUACUAGUCUCGAAUUCAAGAAAUUCGCAGAGCAUCUGGGUUUCCAACAUCGUCGGAUUACACCAUAUUGGCCAAAAGCUAACGGGGAAGCUGAGCGCUUUAUGAGAACUCUCGGAAAGUCCAUACGCACUGCUACUGUUGAAGCGAGGAAUUGGAAACAAGAUCUGUACAAAUUCCUUCGGCAAUACCGUGCUACACCCCACUCCACCACAAACAUCUCACCAUGUGAAGCCCUCAACCAGAGGAAACUCAAGACGACCUUACCUGAACCAGACCUCCCAAGAGUUAUAUAUGAUGAUAUACAAAGAAAGAUGGAAAGAAGAGACGCUGAACAGAAGUCGAAGGAAGUCGAAUUAAGGAUGUUUGAUGAUAGAUAA